Molecule: messenger RNA, 8547 nt
Organism: Rhineura floridana
Lineage: Eukaryota; Metazoa; Chordata; Lepidosauria; Squamata; Rhineuridae
Gene: ADAMTS17
Product: ADAM metallopeptidase with thrombospondin type 1 motif 17
Exons: 24
Coding region: 251-3673 (1140 amino acids)
Biological process (GO): extracellular matrix organization; proteolysis
Cellular component (GO): extracellular matrix
Molecular function (GO): metalloendopeptidase activity
Source: RefSeq, a predicted model, not a curated record
GCUCAGGGAGGGGAAGCUCCAAUCAGCACCUGCGAUUGGAGGAGAUGCUCUCCCUCCCCCCCGCCUUUCCUCCCUUGCUGUAAACCACGUUGAGUUUGUAGCACUAAUUAAUUUUUCCAAAGUCUGGGAGGGCUUCGCUGCAAGUCGGGAUUCAGCUGCUGCCGCUGCCGCCAUCAACGGCCCUUCGCCCGCCUCCUUUUCCUCCCCGCAACGCGGAGCCCAGUUGCGGAGGCCCCUCAAUUGCAAUAAAAUGUUUGACGGCUCUUUCCUGUCUCUUACAUUCCCCCUUCUGGUGCUGCUCUGCGGACCGGGCACCGAUACAGCCAAUGCAGAGCUGGAUGUGGUGGUCCCAGAGAAGGUGUCCCUUGACAGGAUCUAUUUACCGCAGAGUGGAGGGAGCAUCUCCGAGGAGAGGCGGAAGCGACGCUCUGUGGCUCUGCUGCCGGAAGAGGAGGCCGAGGUGCUGAUCGUCCGCCUUCCUGCAGGUGUUGGCCCCAAUCCGGGCUCUGACCUCUACUUGAACCUUCAUCGAAAUGUGCACUUUUUGGCACCGGGUUUCUCUGUGGAGGAAAUUGGCACGGACCAAAGCAGCCGUCGAGUGGAUGUGGAUUGCUUCUGCUUCUACACCGGCCACGUGCUGAACCACAGUGUGGACUCCUUCGCUUCUCUCAGUGCCUGCGGCGGGCUGGUUGGCUAUAUCCAGAUUGGAUCAGAACAGGUGCAGAUACAACCCGUGAACAAGUCCGAGACCUCAUUUGAUGGGAAAGAGCACUUCAUCCGGCGCAAACGGUCCACCAGAUCAGCCCGCCUUGCCAAGUCGGAGAUCCCAAGUGAGCCCUGCAGAGUGGUAGCAGAAAAGAAGAGGCAAAAAAAGACAAAGCUGACCAAUGACUGGAGAGAGCGGAGGAAUGCUAUUCGGCUCACAAAUGAGUACACAGUGGAAACACUCGUGGUGGCAGAUGUUGAUAUGGUUCAGUACCACGGGGCAGAUGCUGCUCAAAGAUUCAUUGUUACUGUGAUGAACAUGGUGUACAACAUGUUUCAACACCAGAGCCUUGGAGUUAAAGUCAAUAUUCGAGUGACUAAGCUUGUCCUCCUUCAAAGCCGUCCUGCCAAGCUGUCCAUUGGGCACCAUGGGGAGAGGUCCCUGGAGAGUUUUUGCCACUGGCAAAAUGAAGAAUUUGGAGGUGCAAAGUACCUUGGAAACAAUCAGGUCCCAGGAGCACGAGAUGACGCCCCUUCAGUGGAUGCUGCUGUCUUUGUCACCAGGACAGACUUUUGUGUCCACAAGAAUGUGCCCUGUGACACUGUGGGGAUUGCCUAUCUUGGGGGUAUCUGCAGUACAAAGAGGAAGUGUGUCCUUGCAGAAGACAAUGGGCUGAACCUGGCGUUUACCAUUGCGCAUGAACUGGGACACAACAUGGGGAUGAGCCAUGAUGACGACCACUCAUCCUGUGCAGGAAGAUCUCACAUCAUGUCUGGAGAAUGGGUGAAGGGGAGGAACCCCAGUGACUUAUCCUGGUCUACCUGCAGUCGGGAUGACCUUGAAAAGUUUCUCAAAUCAAAAGUUAGCACCUGUUUGCUGGUAACGGAUCCACGGAGCCAGUAUGCCGUGCGACUUCCUUACAAACUUCCAGGAAUGCAUUACAGUGCAGAUGAGCAGUGCCAGAUCCUCUUUGGAACCAAUGCAACUUUCUGCAAGAAUAUGGAACAUUUGAUGUGCGCCGGUCUCUGGUGCCUUGUGGAAGGAGAUGCAUCUUGCAAAACCAAACUGGACCCUCCUCUGGAUGGCACAGAAUGUGGAGCAGACAAGUGGUGCCGAACAGGAGAGUGUGUCAGCAAAACUCCCAUCCCCGAACAUGUAGAUGGAGACUGGAGCAUGUGGGGGCAGUGGAGCAUGUGCAGCAGGACUUGUGGGACCGGUGCCAGAUUCAGACAACGCAAAUGUGACAAUCCACCCCCUGGGCCUGGGGGCAAAAACUGCCGUGGUACAAGUGUCGAACACACAGCUUGUGAAAACUUGCCCUGCCCGAAAGGGGUGCCCACUUUCCGAGACCAACAGUGCCAGUCUCAUGACAGACACUCCAAUAAGAAGAAAAGCCUUUGGACUGCAGCCAUCAUGGAUGAUAAGCCCUGUGAACUGUAUUGCUCUGCAUUUGGGAAGGAGUCCCCGGUGCUGGUAUCAGACAGGGUAGUUGAUGGAACUCCCUGUGGGCCUUAUGAGGCUGACCUCUGCGUUCAUGGCAAGUGCCAGAAAAUUGGCUGUGAUGGGAUCAUUGGCUCAGCUGCCAAAGAAGAUCGUUGUGGUAUCUGCAACGGAGAUGGCAAAACCUGCAAAGUGGUGAAAGGAGACUUCAACCACACCAAAGGGAUGGUAUCCAAUAGUCAAUGUAAGAAGGUUUCCACGUGUGUGAUGACAAAGGGAAAGGCAGUCCCCAAGUGUUUUUCGUGUUACAUCGAAGCAGCAAUAAUCCCUGCUGGGGCACGACGGAUCCGUGUGACGGAGGAUAAACCUGCCCACAGUUUUCUGGCUUUGAAAGACUCCAGUAAGAAAUCCAUUAAUAGUGACUGGAAAAUUGAACUUCCUGGUGAGUUUCAGAUCGCAGGGACGACUGUCCGGUAUGUGCGAAGAGGUCUGUGGGAGAAAAUCUCUGCCAAAGGACCAACUAAAAUACCACUUCACUUGAUGGUGCUGUUAUUCCAUGACCAGAACUACGGGAUCCACUAUGAAUACACCAUUCCUGUAAACUACUCUGCGGAAAACAGAAGUGACCCAGAUCAUCAGCAGGACUCCUUGUACAUAUGGACACACAGUGGAUGGGAAAGUUGCAAUGUGCAGUGUGGAGGAGGUGAACGUAAAACCAUUGUGUCCUGUACACGGAUUGUUAACAAGACCAUGAUAUUAGUCAAUGACAGUGCUUGUCAGCGGGUGACCCGUCCUGAGCCUCAGAUUAGAAGAUGCAAUGUGCACCCCUGCCAGUCAAGGUGGGUGGCUGGGCAGUGGAGCCUUUGUUCUGCAACCUGUGCCAAAGGCAUCCAGCUCCGAGAAGUGGCAUGCAUCUAUCAGCUGCAGAAUGGCACCUACGUCAACACCAGGGAUCUGUAUUGCCUUGGCCCCAAGCCGACAGCAAUACAAAGCUGUGAAGGUCGAGACUGUCUUUCCAUAUGGGAAGCAUCCGAAUGGUCUAAGUGCUCGUCCGAUUGCGGGCGGGGGGAAAAGAAGAGGACGGUCACAUGCACCAACUCUCAAGGGAAGUGUGAUGCAUCCACGAGGCCGAGAGAUGAGGAAGAGUGUGAAGAUCACACAGGCUGUUAUGAGUGGAAGACGGGAGACUGGUCCAAGUGCUCCUCCACUUGCGGGAAAGGCCUCCAGUCCCGCGUGGUGCAGUGCAUGCACAAGGUCACCGGUCGCCACAGCAACGAGUGCCCUGUCAUCUCCAAGCCUGCGGCCUACCGACAGUGUCAUCAGGAACCCUGUAAUGAGAAGAUAAAUGUCAACACAAUUACCUCUCCAAGGCUUGCUGCUCUGACAUACAAGUGCACAGGAGACCAGUGGACGGUUUACUGCCGGGUGAUUCGGGAGAAAAACUUGUGCCAGGACAUGAGGUGGUACCAGCGCUGUUGUCAGACCUGCAGAGACUUCUAUGCAAGCAAGAUGCAGCAGAAGAGUUAAUGAAACCUGCUGGUGCUCCUUAGCGUAUUACCGCUCAUAUGUACUGCUUCAUACAAAUGCAUCGUUAACUUAUGGAACUCCCUGCCACGAGAUAUGGCAAUAGCCACUUAGUUUAGAUGGCUUUCUUUAAAUAAUAAUAAUAACAAUUAAUAAUAAUAGUAAUGAUUAGACAAAAUUCAUGAAGGGAUAGGUCUAUCGAUAGCUAAUAGCUGUGACAGCAAAUUAGAACCUCUGUGUUCAGAGGCUCCAUAUCUCUGAAUGCCAGAUGCUAGUGGCCAACAACAGGGGAUGGCCAUUUCCACCGUCCAACAGCAGUGCCUGGUUGGCCACUGUUAAAACACCAGAAUGCUUGACUCAAUGGACCUUGGCCGGAAGCAGCAAGGCAAAUUGCAAACGAGAGGGUAAGCUGCCUACCAGAUCUCCGUUCAGCAAGUUGCUCAAACUUGGUGGAUUCCAACACUUAACCUAAUAAGUCUUGAAACUCCUUUUGCAGACUGGGUGAACCAAAGCAAUCCGCGACAGGAAAAAAAGAAGAAAACAAAUUCAUCUGGGAGCAAAUCACUUCCUUUAUACUGUUUUGACAUUGCUACUCCCCACCCCCCACCCCAGUAAUAUAUAGAUUAUUUCCAGCCACUGGAUGGCUUGCUACUAUUUUCCUUUAUUAGGAAAAGAUUUGAAUAGUUAUUAAAUUGAAUAAAGUCACAUGUACCUCAGCAGGAUAACCCUCUGGCAAGUAACUCAGACAACUCAGAGACAUUACCGAAUGCUUCAUUCUAUGCUCUGUUCCCAGACCGAAUGUGCGGGCGGAGGAAGGGUGACUUGAAAGCAAGAGCCAUUAAUGAAAUUUAUUAUUUUUUAUUUUUCAUUUUUAAAAAAGGCUUUGCUGGAAAAGCCCCUGAAAGUCAAACAGGAGUAGAUGAGUGCAUCUGAGAUCUCCUGAAGAAAGCUUGCUGCAGCUGCUGCCAACACAAGUAUAAUUUUAAAGGAACAAAAUGAAGAAAAAGCUAAUCAAGGGUUCGCUGUCUUCUUCCUCUCUUCCAGUAUAUAUUCUCUUUUGCCUUAUUUUUUUAAGGUGGUUUAUUUAUCCAGUGUUGAAAUUGACACAUAGGGGACAAAUGUCAUGAUCCCAGAAGCCCCAAUUGAAAUUGACACGCAUCUUCAACGCAUCAGCGCUGCUCAUGAGAAUUCAGGCCAACUUUAAACUGCCAGCCCAGGUUCAGCAACCCUGCUGAGCUGCAGGCAAGCAUGACUGGCCCUGUCUGUGCCCUUGCACCACCACAGCUACGUAAAGCCCCUGCACAGUCGUUUCAGUGGAAGGAGCAGCUCUGAGCCUGGAAAGCCAAUAUUCAUGUCACGCAUGGGGAACCUGCCACCCUCCAGAUGUUGUUAGACUCCAGAUCCCAUCAGCCCCAGGCACCAGGGCCGGUGGUCAGGGAUGAUGGGAGUUGGAGUCAAAGAGCAUUCGGAGGGCCACAGCUUCCCCACCUCUGGUUUAUGUGACACUGCCCAUUACUUUGAGAUGGAUAAGGGGCUAAGGGACCGGGGUAGAUCAGGGCCUCUGCACCCUCCGUAGAUUAUGGUAUUGAAAUUAAUUUGUUGAAUCGUUCAGGUGGUGGGAGCAGAAAAUGGCAGGGUCAGUCUGCUUUCUGGUCUCUGGUAUUUUUGAGCUGCAGUGUCUCCGGUAAUGGAGUCGUUACUGCAUUGUUCGCUAGGCAAGUAGCCUCCUGACAAUGGCAUUAUUGUUGCUUAUCUGGAUGGUGCGGGGGCAGAGCAAUGGUGAAGACAGGGCUGCACCAGCCAGGGGUAUAGUUGUCCAGGGUCUCAGGGGAUCUUAGACUCCUUCCUUUCUUGGGAGCCAGGUCCCAGCAGGGUCCCUAUGCCCCCAGCAUCCUACAAGCCAAUCGGCAUGAAAGGGGAGUGUGUUCGCCCCUGAGAAGAGUCCCUUCAUUAGUUGCUACUUCCAAGCCCCUGAGAAGAGUCCCUUCAUUAGUUGCUACUUCCAAAAGCCAAGAGUUGCGAGAGUGAGAAUUCUAUAAUUGCGGAAGAAGAGACAGUGAAUCCUGGUGAUAGCAUCCUAUCUACAUCAUCAAGCAGUUUGGUUGCAGCAGGAGACACUGAAUUCAGGAACUAAAGCAACUAAAGCAAUAUCUCUGACAGUGAGAAAGGACAGCCAAAUGGUGACAGAGAAGCAGAAAGCAGUAUUUGUGCUUGGCCCAAUUGUUCUAUAAUCUUAGAAGGGGGCGUGGCUGUGAUGAUCAUGAAGGGACCCUGCACUUCUGAAUUUGCCACUAUGCUACUGGUGCCGGCGCAAGGAAUGUGGUGCUCCCACUGCUGUGCAUACAUGCAGCACAUGUUGCUAACCCCAUCCCACUGUCCAGAUAAGUGGCGGUGACACCACUGUUGGGAGGGUGGCUCUGUGGUACCAAGCCACUGUACCAGCCGCUUCCGGAUCUGGUGGUAGGGAUUUAUUUUUUCAAAGAAAGAAAACGGGGACAUGCCGUUUCUGAGGGUUGCUGUGCAGUUCAAACAUAACCUUUUCAAGUGAUACUGUAAGAAAUCAGGGGCCUUGCCGCUUUCCACGGGAGUGCUGAUUUGGACAUGCUUUGUUAAAGCGCAUGCAGGCAAAAUGUUUGCAUCAGCAUCUGCAGCCACCAUGCUGAAGGGAUGAUGCGAUUAAGCUGUGAAGCUUCACUUCAACACCCUCCUGUAGUGACAAGAAUGCGACACUUAGCAGGCUCUGGUCCAAGAAGCCACUCUCGUCUUUCACAACUCAAGUUCACAUUGGGGCAUUCCGACAUCCGUAAUGCAGAAAUUAGGUAAACAUGCCUCUGGGUUGACCUGUUUAUACUUGGAGCUCACCAAGAUCCCCUGAUGUGCAGAAGAAGAUCACCCAUAUGCCAUAGUGAAAUGGAUCUAUAAUACUACAAUAUUGGAGGUUUUGGGGGGGAAAUCGUUGGGCAUGAGUUGCAUGACAAAUGUCGUACAGUUAAUUGAGUUUCCAGGGUACAGAUAUGGGAUCUUAUCAAUUGUUCCAAGACAGAAAAAAAAAAGCUAAUGGUGCUCAAAUAUUCAGGACAAGUUUCUAGCCCUUCUCAAAGGCAAUAGUAAUACUUGCAAAGUGGAGCAAGAGGAGUUUAUUCAUUUACUCAGCUCUAUUGGUGCUACCCUGCUCCUAUAUUAUCAGGUUGUCGGGGAGGGAGAAAUGAAUUCCUUGGUUCUAUCUUUAUAUAUUCUAUGUUUACAGGCUGGGCUGCAAUGAUGGUUUUGCUGACAUAUACAAAGCCACUGUGUCGUCCUGGUGGUGAGUCUGGUGCAGCCUUCCCUAACCUGGUGCCCUCCAGAUGUUUUGGACUACAACUCCCAUCAGCCCCAGCGAGGACUGCUGCUCUUCCAUCAGCCCCACCAUCAUAUAGCCAUGCUGACUGGCGCAGAUGGGAGUUGUAGUCUAACAUUUCCCCAGGCUGGGAUGGUUAGACUCCUAUUAGACUUACACAUUGGCUAGCAUAUGGCAACAAAUACCAGGAACAAUCCAGAGAGAGUUUGUGUUGGAGCAAGAACAAUUGAACUUGGGAUGCUUGAGGGUGCCCACACAUCUCAUUGAUUUCAGUGGGUAGACCUGGUGAGUGACUGUGGUAGGAACUCACUAGGACUUUGCUUCUGAAUAAGCAUGCUUAGGACUGCACUUUACUGGGAUACUUGGGUUCAAAUCCCCCUUCAGCCAGAAACUUCACUUGGUGGUUUUAGACAAAUCACUGUGUCGUAACCUAAUUAAAAAAAAACAACCUUCCUCCAUUAUUCUGUGAGCUCCUAAAAUGAGGGAUAAGAUAUCUAUGUAAUCUAUACCAUCACCCCGCUCAAAAAAGAAAGAAAAAACCAUUUAAAUUUCUCUGGAUUGUACCUAAUCUUUGUACAGUGCUGGGGAUAUUUAUCCAACCAGUUCACAUUCUUGAAUUCACUUGUUGUUUGUAGUAGCGCCUUCUGCUCCAAGUUUAAGGUUUUUUUUACCAUGUACCAGAUUCUCCUCUUAAAACAAAAUCAUGGAAAGACAUCCAGACAUUAGCUGUACUGUAGUUUACCUGUAGUUGUCUCCUUAACAAACAGUACCUUUAACAAACUACAGCUCCAUGAUUCUGUGGGGAAGAUAAAGCUCUUUAAAUGAACUUUAAAUGCAUAGUAACAAGUCUGAAGGUCUUUCCAUCCCCAGCUUAAGAUAAUUUCAUGUGCUUCCGUUUUGCAUAAUUUUGCAGAAGCAGCGACAUAAAAACAACAAUGCACCUAUAAGUACUUUAUUGUAAUCCAGCAAUUUUCAAUCUUUCUAUCUUUAGGAAGCAUUUUUUCAGGAACAUGCCAGUGAGGGACCUUGGGAUUUCAAUCACAGAGGCCCUGCGUAUUGCAAAGGAUUGUUGGGAAUGUUUUUAGGAUACGGUCUCAGUUCAGGUGGGACACUGGCCAGGAUGGUUGGGUGUCACCAAUGCUCUGUAUCAGUGCAGCCUCAAUAUCCCCUGCAAUCUGGACAGUUGAUAAGAUUCAUGUGAGCCAGCAAGCUCUCUUUCAGGGAUGCUUGUCCAUCAUUACUAAUUGCCUCACUGAGGAACUCCUUAUAAGCCUUUGAGGGAGCCAUGGGUUCCCUAGACCAUAGGGUGCUUCCAGAAGGGGGCUUAAUAUUGCAAAUGGGUCAUUGGGAUAUCAUGAAUGGGUCAUUUGUAGGGAUGGAGGAGAAAUUUAAUCCCAUUCAUAUUUAAAGCUGUAUCUAUUAAAUUCACAGUUUCUAAAACAAUCUGAGAACCGAAACACAGCCAUCCUUACCCAAAGUUUUGCACUUACCCAAAUUUUUGCAAUGCAGUUCUCCAACCAAAAUGCAUAUAUUAGGGGAA